AUGAAGUAUACAUUCGUGUAAUAGGUUUCAACAUUUGCGGGUGCCGCUGAAACCAAAACCCUCCUCCCACCGCAACAUCACAAGCAAGCAGCCCUUUCCGCCGCCCUUCACGGUUCUCUCUCUCUUUCUCCUCUUUAGGAUAUAAUUAUGAUAAAAAGGCGAUUCUAUAGGUUUGAACAUGGUGAUAAGGAUGCUGCAUCAGAAUCUUCCUCGUCUUCGUCAGGCUCCGAAAUGGAGGCAGAAGCUACUGACGACACUGAUAUUGAAGAAGAAGUAGAAGAAGAAGCAGAAGAAAAUGUUGCUGAUGAUGUGAGAGAGGGCGGAGAAGCUUCUUCUUCUUCUGGUUAUGAAAGCGAGGACAGCUCAGUCAACGAAGUUAAUCUUGAUUCAUCAGGUUUGCCUACUAGUGAUGAAGACACCGCUGCUCAAGUUGGCAGCCAAAACAUUAUAGGAAGUCUUUCUGGUGGAGAAGGAAACAGUUUACCUAACAUAGCUCUGGACAGUCCCAAGAAGGAUGAAACCGACUUUGAGACAGCAGAUUGUAUUCUAAAACACAAGUCAGUUUUUAAAUGCAGGCUUUGUCCUAGGAUAGUCUGCUUAUCAGAGGAGACUUUAAAGGCUCAUCUCAUCUCCAAGAAGCACAUCCGCUCUGAGAAACUACUUCGAGAAGGGAGGCUGAAGCUCAUGUUAAAUGAGAGAGGAGAAAUUGAGGGCGAGGCGUAUUCUGAGCAUGAUGCCCCAAUUACAGCUUCUCGACAGAAAUCAGAGAAGCCAAAUAAAAAGGGCAAAGGACAUUUGAAACAGAAGAAGAGACCUAGACAGGAUGCCGAAUCUAGAAAAGCAAAACGAUCAACAGAGAAGCGGGAGAAGAGGCGUAAGAAUGAGGACUGAAGACAGCUAAUUUUUCUAUAAAUGACUGCAGUUUCCAAUAGACAGAAGUUCAAUCUCAACAAGAAUAUCCUAAAAACAAGUUUUUGACCUCUUUGUUACGUUUUUAUAAAUUUUGUUUGGAUUCAGGAUAAUGGAUAAGUUGUUUGUAACUGUUCAUUUUAUAAUUUCAUUAGCUUUACAAGAAAGAGUGAAUGCAGGGUUCAA
Salvia splendens (bonfire salvia) is the source of this 1095-nucleotide messenger RNA. RefSeq names its product aspartic and glutamic acid-rich protein. NCBI's taxonomy places the organism in Eukaryota, Viridiplantae, Streptophyta, Magnoliopsida, Lamiales, Lamiaceae. The transcript is spliced from 7 exons. The record is from RefSeq and is a predicted model, not a curated record. Bases 148 to 891 code for a protein of 247 amino acids.